Molecule: messenger RNA, 2674 nt
Organism: Frankliniella occidentalis (western flower thrips)
Lineage: Eukaryota; Metazoa; Arthropoda; Insecta; Thysanoptera; Thripidae
Product: putative fatty acyl-CoA reductase CG5065
Exons: 9
Coding region: 205-1812 (535 amino acids)
Biological process (GO): long-chain fatty-acyl-CoA metabolic process
Cellular component (GO): peroxisome
Molecular function (GO): alcohol-forming very long-chain fatty acyl-CoA reductase (NADP+) activity
Source: RefSeq, a predicted model, not a curated record
ACUUUUCUGAUUUUUAGUCGUGAACGCACCGAGCCUGCCGAAGCACGCCGAAUCCCCUCCCCUCCCCCCGCCUCCGUCUCUACCUCUCUCACUCCCCGGGCACCGCGCCGAGCCCGCGUGUUACACGACCGGGGGCGUGAUCGGGGAGCUCUCGUCCUGGCCAGUCGCGAACCGCCCGCGCCCGGACCUCCCCGCACCAAGACCAUGGCGUCGACCAACAACAACAACUACUACAUCGAGUCGGACAGGGACAGCGGCGCGGGGGGGCCGGGCAUCCCCGCCUGGUUCGCCGGCAGGCACGUGCUCGUCACCGGGGCGACCGGCUUCAUGGGCAAGGUGCUCGUCGAGAAGCUGCUGCGGAGCUGCGGCGACCUGGAGCGCCUCUACAUCGUGGUGCGCCAGAAGAAGGGACGGGCCGUCCAGGAGCGCGUCGACGACAUGCGCAAGCUCCCGCUGUUUGAGCCGCUCCUCAAGAGGAACCCGAAGGCCCUGGAGAAGCUGCACGCGCUGGAAGGUGACACGACGCAGGUGGCCAUGGGGCUGAGAGAGGAGGACCAGCGCCUCGUGCAGGAGAACGUGUCCGUCGUCUUCCACCUGGCCGCCGGGCUCGACUGGCGCGCCUCGCUGCACAGGGCCACGACCGAGAACGUCGUCGGCACCAAGAACGUGCUCGACUUCUGCAAGGGCAUGAAGAAGCUAGAGGUGCUCGAGUACACGUCCACCGCAUUCUGCCAGUGCGGCGAGGAGGUGGUGGAGGAGCGCGUCUACGAGCCGCCCUUCGACCCGCACCGCCUCAUGGCGCUCUGCGACAUGUUCGACGAGCGCACCAUGGAGUCCAUCGCGCCCAUGAUGUACGGCAAGCACCCCAACUGCUACACGUACACCAAGGCCGUGGCGGAGGCCCUGGCCGCCGAGUACGCCGAUGACAUCCCCAUGCUCAUCGUGCGACCGUCGAUCGUCGUGCCGACGCUCCGCGACCCCAUCCCCGGCUGGGUGGACACGCUCAACGGGCCCAUGGGCGUGAUGGCGGCGGCGGGCAAGGGCGUGCUGCGCUCCAUGAUGUGUCGGGCGGAGAACCUCGCCGAGGUGUUCCCGGCCGACAUCUGCAUCAACGCCAUCAUCGCCGCCACCUACAAGCGGGCCCUGCAGCCCCGCGACCAGAGGGAGGUGAUCGUGUACAACGCGUGCGCCGGCGACCUGGAGGAGACGACGUGGGGCGAGGUGCUGGCGCUGGGCCGCAAGAUGGUCGGCGUGUACCCGCUCGAGUGGACCGUCUGGUUCCCGGACGGCUCGAUCCGCACCAACUACUGGGAGCACAUGCUCAUCGUCUUCCUCUUCCAGACCAUCCCGGCCUACGUCAUCGACUUCCUCCUCAUGCUCAUCGGCCAGGAACGCUUCAUGGUCCGGGUGCAGGCCAAGAUCAAGUCGGGCCACGACCUGCUCAUGUUCUUCACGAUGCGCCAGUGGAAGUUCAACAACCGCAACGGCCGGGACACGCUCUGGCCCACGCUCAACGCAAAGGAUCGCGAGACUUUCUUCAUGAACAACGUGCUGCCCGUGGACAAGGAGAAGUACCUCGAGAGGGCCAUCUUCGGGACGAGGACGUACUGCCUGAAGGAGUCACCCGGCACCAUCAAGUACUGCCGCAGAAGGCUCAGAGUGCAGCAAGUGGUGCACAACUUGUGCGUGGCCCUGUUCUACAUGGGCCUGGUAUACGCGGCGCUCCAGAUGGCCAGCCCCUACCUGCUGCAGCUCCUGCCCGCCACAUUGCGGGAGCGCACCGUGCUCAUGGCCGCCACCUACUCCUCCUAAAGGGGUGCGGGACGGUCACCACGUGGAAGUCACCACCGACGUCACCCGGAGGUCAUCAGAGGACGUCACGGCCGGCCAAUUGCCAAUACCUCGCCGCUGUACACGACUGCGAUACACUAAUCGUCGAUACACGGCGAUUCGAUAGGUCGGAAUUCAGCUCGGCUCCAUCCCCCGAUCUCUUCCUUAGGCUCUACAUUUUUCCUCGCUCGAAAAUAAGCACACGUGUGCUGAUCAUCGACCUUCCUACGAGAUAUCGAUCCCACGCCGGAUCACUUCUGCCGGGUCGCGCUGCACCAGUGCGCCCGCCCUCGACGAAGUCCUCGACGAAGUCCUCGACGAAGUCCUCGACGAAGUCCUCGACGGGAUCCUCAACGGGGUCAGCCGCUUACUCACGCCCCCGCACUGCCAUGCGGCUGGCCCUGGCCGGGGUUAAGGGCGCGUCGUACACAGGCAAAAAAAAAACAACUUUGCUUUUUACUUUUUGUGUUACCAAUCAGAAACGUGAGCACUUGCAUGGUGUUACUUGUACUCGUGCCUAUAUCGGGCUGUUAGGCUUAUCCUAGUCCUGUUUCGGUUGUGAUCGCAAUGACACUAUCUAUCUAAAUACGAAUUUUAAAAAUAAUCAUUUAGCUCGUCGGAAGAGGCACUCUUUGCCGGUCGGGCACGACAGAGACUAAGACUUACCUCCACAGGCGUCGAGGCCCGUUAUUGGGGCGUUUGGACAGACGUAACGAUUCUAGUGUUAUAUAUUUUUACAACUUUGUGUAAUGAUUGUGAUUAUUAUUUAGUCUGUUAUUUACGUUUAGUUGUUAGGUUUUUAUACCAUUUGAUGUAUGUAAAAUAAGAAAAAACAACUUUUUAA